This is a messenger RNA of Diuraphis noxia (Russian wheat aphid), 1035 nucleotides long. RefSeq names its product zinc finger protein 862-like. NCBI's taxonomy places the organism in Eukaryota, Metazoa, Arthropoda, Insecta, Hemiptera, Aphididae. The record is from RefSeq and is a predicted model, not a curated record.
AUGCCUAAGUGGGCAAAGUACACCAGAAAGUUUGUCAAAGAGUGGGCAAAUAAAGCAGAAUUUAAAGGAUGGCUCAAGAAGGCGACAGAUGAACAAUCAGCGAACAAUGAUUUUAAAGAAGCGUAUUGUUCUGUUUGUAAUACAGUGUUGAGAGCACACCAUGGUGAUUUAAUUAGCCAUAGAGUAAGUAAUGUCUCCAGAGAAAAUAAACAUAUAGAUAUAAUGCUUGCUGUUCACAUUGCUACUCAUUCAUCAAUUCGUAGUAUUGAUCAUCUUGGUGAGAUGUUGAAAGUAUUUGGGAAAGGCUCGAAACUAGAAAAUUUGAAAAUGCAUAGAACUAAAUGUUCUAAGCUAAUAUUAAAUGUAUUAUCGCCAGCUAUAACUGAAGAUCUAAUAACAGACAUUGGGGAAAUUGGAUACUCCUUGAUAGUAGAUGAAUCAACUGAUGUUUCUGUUAUGAAGUACAUGGCAUAUUGUAUUAGGUAUUUUAGUAAAUCAACAAACCAAAUACAAAAUGAGUUUUUGGGCUUGGUUGUAGUUGAAUGUGCUACUGCUGUAGCGUUAUAUGAUGGAACAAUUGAAUUUUUGAAGCUCUUAAAGCUGAAUCCCCUAAAUUUAAUUGGGUUAGGUGUUGAUGGCGCUAGUAAUCUGUGUGGUAUGAAUCAUUCUCUAUUUACACUUCUACGAGAAAAAUCACCAAAACUUCAAUUAAUUAAAUGUGUUUGUCAUUCACUUAAUACUUGUUCAUCUAAGGCAUCUGAAGGUCUACCUAGUCACAUUGAAUUUAUGCUAAGAGAAUCUGUUUCUUGGUUUUCGCACAGCCCUCUUCGUCAAAUAGAAUACAGUAGACUUUAUGCGACAAUAAACGGUGCAGAAUGUAAACAAAGGCGUUUGGUCAAACUUUGUGCUACUCGAUGGUUGGCUUUUUAUAAUUGUAUAAAAGUUGUUCUUGACCAAUCGCUURAACUGAAAACCUGUUUUCAAAUGGCAGCACAAAAAGAAAAAUGUUAUAGUGCAGGUCAUAGCUUUUUGUGA